Molecule: messenger RNA, 406 nt
Organism: Staurois parvus
Lineage: Eukaryota; Metazoa; Chordata; Amphibia; Anura; Ranidae
Source: the annotation of a GenBank genome assembly
AUGCAAGUGCCGGUUCUCGGCUGCACUUUCCUCACGCUGUCAGAUCGUGAGGAAAGUACUGCCGAGAACCGGCAGUUAUCAGAGCGGGGAUCGGCACCGAUCAUCAGGGCACUGAUGAUCAGUGCCCUGAUGAUCGGUGCCCAGCAGUGACACCCGCAAGUUCCGCCCACCUGUGCCCAGCAUGCCACAUACCUGUGCCCAGCAGUGCCACUGCCCAGCAGUGCCACCCACCUGUGCCCAGCAGUGCCACCCACCUGUGCCCAGCAGUGCCACCCACCUGUGCCCAGCAGUGCCACCCACCUGUGCCCACCCACCAGUGCCCACCCACCAGUGCUGCCAGUCAGUGCCCAGGGGUUGUGCCAGUCAGUGCCGCCAGUCAGUGCCCAUCAGUGAUGCCAGUCAGUGC